Molecule: messenger RNA, 1105 nt
Organism: Camponotus floridanus (Florida carpenter ant)
Lineage: Eukaryota; Metazoa; Arthropoda; Insecta; Hymenoptera; Formicidae
Product: protein crossbronx homolog
Exons: 7
Coding region: 168-971 (267 amino acids)
Source: RefSeq, a predicted model, not a curated record
UAUGAUCUAUGGUUGAUGCUGCGUUUCAUAUGUCAAUCUGUAAAUUAGCCCAAAUGGUCCAGUAAUCUCCAAAGAUUAUCAACAGGCAUGGUUUAUCUUUAUGUUAAGUGCGAUGUAGCGAGAUUUUAAUAUCUACAACUUCAUGCAUUUUUUUAAGACGACUCAUCAUGUCGGGGACCAAGAGUGAAGACAGUAAAACUGAUAAUUUAAACAGACAAGGUUCCUUUAGGAAGCUUGUGCCAGGAAGUAGUAAUGGAGAAUCUUCAUUGAGCAUGUCUGUAAAAAUGAUAGAUAGACCGAUUGUCUCGCAAACUAAUAAGCAACAUGCUGUUUUCUUACAGGAAUAUAAUAUUAUUUCAGAAUAUAAGAUGUUAUGUUCUCAAGAUUUAAAGGGGACUUAUAUAAUACCAUCUGCAUUAAAUUCUUUUUUAUGGUUUGGUGUACAAUUCGUUCGUCAAGGGAUGUACAAAGGCGGGGUUUUCAGAUUCACUAUUACAUUGCCUCCAAACUUUCCGCUUGGAGAUUGUCCUAAAAUUGUGUUUGAAACUCAAGUUUUCCAUCCAUUGAUAAAUCCAGAAAAUGGAGAAUUGUGCACAUCGUGGGGAUUCCCUGAAUGGAGAAGAAAUAACAGAAUUUGGCAAUUGAUACAAUAUAUUACAAAAAUAUUUAUUAAACUAGAUACAAAAAUGACUCCAAUUAAUCAGGAAGCAUCUAGUUUACAAGAAAGUAAUCUUGAGGCUUUCCGAGAACGUGUGAAAGCUUGUGUGAAGACAAGUGUAAAUCAAGUAUUUGAUCCAUCUACCAUAGAUGAUCCACAUUAUAUUACAUUUACUCGAUAUGUGAAUGAAGUGCAUGAUCCCAUUAAACGGGAAAUUUAUGAACCAAAGAGCGAAGAUGAAAAUAAGCCAUUAGGUUUGUCAUGGGUACAACCUGGUUCUCUUCAACCGUUUUCAAAACCAGAAGCUAGAUAAUAAAGGAGUUUAAAAUUCAAAUUUUGACAAAUAGUGAAACAAUGUACAUCCUUAAAAGUUAUAUAAGGAAAUUAUUGCUCUCUUGGCAAUCAUUAUAUAUAGAUACAAAUAUAUUAAUAUUUUUCUAUUCAGAG